Messenger RNA from Echinococcus granulosus, 267 nucleotides. RefSeq lists its product as hypothetical. The transcript has a single exon. Lineage: Eukaryota; Metazoa; Platyhelminthes; Cestoda; Cyclophyllidea; Taeniidae. The record is from RefSeq and is a predicted model, not a curated record. Bases 1 to 267 code for a protein of 88 amino acids.
AUGGGAGGAGUGGACACGCCACUAGACCUCACUGUUAAGGGGCACGGUCUCCACCUCCUCCUCGGUGGUUUUGUGCGGUUCCGUACGAAACCUAGGGGUAGUAGUGUCGUUGCCGGAGGGGAAGCAGCCGAUUUGGAAGCUGCUUUCUCCCUCUUUGAUGACGGCUUCUUAACCAAACUUCGCUCGCCUCCCCCUUCUCUCGAUCCUCUCCACAUCUACGAUCGUCACGACGACAAAAAUCACCACCGUUACCUCGUAAGCGAGUGA